AUGAGAAAAAAAACCGCCUAUGGCGCUGUAACUUUCGGGUUUGAUGUGAACUGUUGUGUGGCGACCUGUAACACGAUGGGUGGACAGGCACUAGCUGAUACAUAUGGUCAUAUUCCCAAUUAUAUGCAAGGCCUGCUGGGAACGUUGCCUUCAACUGACGAGAAUGACAAGUUUAUUUUCCUAAGGGAAAGGCUCACAAAAAAAUUAAAAAGUGCCUCAGACGAACCUUUGAUUGGAACGUGGAAGUUGGAAAACAUGUCUUCAAAGUUGGACCUUUCCACUAAAGCUGUCUUUCCAGGAAAGUCCUUGAAUCCUCCCGUGGACAGUUUUUACGAUUUGUCUAACAUGACUCUCCGUGUAGUCACAGUAAAAGAUGCUCCUUUCGUCGUGGACAACCCGGACUAUAAACCUGAUGAUCCGAACAGCCUUCGCUACACUGGGUAUUGUAUAGACCUACUGUUGAGAUUGCAAGAAAUGUUAAACUUUCAGUUUACUGUGUCGCUAAGUGCCACUUACGGUCGUCAAGAUCACCAGACUGGAUUUUGGAGCGGGCUCGUCAAAGAACUGAUGGAAGAGAGGGCAGAUGUUGGACUUGGAGCCUUUACCAUAAACUAUGAACGUCAACAAGUUAUCUCAUUCACAAAACCCUUUUUCGACCUUGGACUAACCAUUCUGAUACCUCGUUACAAUCCUGCGGUCCAGAAAGAUGUUUUCGCAUUCCUUUCACCAUUUGAACCUUUGCUGUGGGCAGUAAUAUUAGUGGCUCUGUGUGGCACGUCUGUGGUUCUUGUAAUAUGCAGCAAUUGUACACCAGAGGGCGUUCAACGUCGACGAAUGUUGAAAGACCAUCGCAAACAUUGCGCAAUACGCCAAGAGCUGAAUGUUGCUCCAAUGGGAAUAUUUCACGCCCUGUGGCUGGGAUUUUCUUCGUUAGUGAAUCAGAGUAUUGAUCCAGGGCGUCUUCAGUUUCCCACCCGUAUUACCCUAGCCGUUUGGUGGAUAUCUACAAUCGUCCUGGUGUCAGCUUACACAGCUAAGCUAGCGUCCGUCAUGACAGUGGAGAGGUCAGACAAAGAAGUGUCGUCACUCGAGGAACUCGUGCAUGAUUCCAACAUGGAGUAUGGCUGUGUAGAAAACACCAGUACCGUUGAUUUCUUUGAGAAGCACGAGAUGUUGCUAUAUCGAGAAGCCUUCCAGGAGAUGCAGAAGAGGGGUAGUUUCGUUUCUUCUUUUCAUGGGGGUAUUAAAAAAGUCCGAGAUUCAUUCAAUAUCCCUCGUGGAACUCCGGGUCGAUUUGCACUUAUUGGUGAUUCUCCCAUCUUGACCUUUGCCACAGAACAGGAACCUUGCAAUAUUGAAACUACUGGACGGUUGUUUGGAGCACAAAACUACGGUCUUGGAUUACAGAAGAAUUCACCUUACGAGAAGCAUUUCAGUUUAGGAAUAUUAAGCUUAAGGGAAGAAGGAUUUUUUGAAACUUUGUAUCGCAGGUGGUUUGUUGGAAUAUGUAGCAGUCCAGGUAAAGGAAGCCAGGCAACAAACAAUAGGCAGUUGGACCUGUGGAGUAUGGUAGGCGUGUUUUAUUGUUUGCUUAUUGGGAUUGGCGUAGCAGCAGUGAUGGUGGUUGUUGAUUGGUUACGGUACAUGUGGUGCAGGACAAAGUUGGCUUGCGAAGUAAAUAAAUCCCAG
This is a messenger RNA of Limulus polyphemus (Atlantic horseshoe crab), 1689 nucleotides long. Its product is annotated as glutamate receptor ionotropic, kainate 2-like. Gene Ontology annotation, cellular component: plasma membrane. The record is from RefSeq and is a predicted model, not a curated record. The transcript has 10 exons. Gene Ontology annotation, molecular function: glutamate-gated receptor activity. NCBI's taxonomy places the organism in Eukaryota, Metazoa, Arthropoda, Merostomata, Xiphosura, Limulidae. The annotation marks the transcript as partial.